Ixodes scapularis (black-legged tick) is the source of this 894-nucleotide messenger RNA. RefSeq lists its product as uncharacterized. The record is from RefSeq and is a predicted model, not a curated record. The transcript has a single exon. NCBI's taxonomy places the organism in Eukaryota, Metazoa, Arthropoda, Arachnida, Ixodida, Ixodidae. The coding region runs from base 1 to 894 and encodes 297 amino acids.
AUGACCAGAGAGACUAGAUCGAAGACCCCAGGGUCUUCCCUCAGUGGCGCCAACUCGGAACCAGACGCUGGCACCAGUGAGGGAGGGCAGCCAACAGAUUCGAAUGACCUUAGUGCUGAGAUAACGCUCAUGAGACUAAAGAUAGAACUCGAGAAAAUAAAACUAGAGCAGCUCAAAAUAACGGGGCAGCCUCAUGAAGAGAACACUCGGGGUACGGGGGGAGUCGGAAGGUAUGCAAAGGAGCUACGUGCGGUGCUGGCGCCAAUGCCCGAGACGGACGAAUUGGUACCUGCAUGGUUUAAAGGCGCUGAAACAAUGUUGGCAAGUUGUGAGGUUGCACAGGACCUACACGGGGCACUCAUCCUGUCAUUUCUAAACGAGAAAGCGAGCGCCGUUGUGGCAAACAGAGCAGAGGGACGGGUAUUGCAGUACAAGGAGCUACGAGACAUUAUCCUCGACGAGCUCAGGAUGACUCCGGAUGAGUAUAAGUGGAGGUUUCAUGUCGCACGCAAACAAGAGGAGGAGUCGUGGGCACAGUUCUCUACCGAACUGAAUACCAUGUUCGGGUACUACAUGGAGAGCCGCAAGGCAGAGACACUAGAUGAUCUAAGGCAGCUGAUCAUUUCAGAUCGGCUAAAGCAUGUCAUGUCGGAUGAUGUCCGGGCCUACGUACUUCAGAAUGAAACCAAAGAAUGGCUAAGGCCAAAGGAAGUAGCGGAACUUGCUGAGAAAUUCGAAGAGAGUCACCACGAUCGAAACUGGGAGCCCCAGAGGGCGGCCGAGGAGCCACAGGUGAACAUGCGCGGUGGGCCUGCGGAAGUUGGGGGCGACCAGCGAAUGGUUGAGAAACCUCGACCGCAAGGUGCUUUUCGUGUGGGAGGCUGGGGCACCUGA